Molecule: messenger RNA, 4060 nt
Organism: Cydia strobilella
Lineage: Eukaryota; Metazoa; Arthropoda; Insecta; Lepidoptera; Tortricidae
Product: mucin-2
Exons: 3
Coding region: 163-1410 (415 amino acids)
Source: RefSeq, a predicted model, not a curated record
CCACGGCGCACAAAGCAACGGCACCGCGAUGCCAGGCGUCGAGCCCUCGCCACGCUAGUGACCGCGACUGCUGCCACCUCAGACGAGACAAAAUAUGUGAUAGCAGUGCAUGUGACAACGUAACUGUAGUGUUUCUUUUCACAAUACUUAACUUCCGCUAACAUGUACAAGACGGUGCGGCAUGGCGAGAACAGCCUGCAGUACACCAUCCUGCCGCAAACUGAGGAGGUGCUCAACAACAGCGGCCUUAAAGGCAAAGGCCGUGAUUAUAGCCCCUCGAUCCAUGUUCGACACUCUCGGAAAAGAUCGUCAGUGAAAUAUAUUCUGCUUGUGAUAUUCGGUAUAAUAGUAGCGUUGGCGUUGGCAUCUAUUCCACUUUAUGUUAUGAACGGAGCCCUGUACGCUCGCAGGAGCCAGCAAGACGUGAUUACGUCUUCGCCUCAUACGCCAGGUGGAAGGGAUAUAGUGAAGUCGCGCAAAAAGGACCUUAAGGAGAUAUCGUCAGAAGUGCUCUCAACACUAAUAUCAAAACUUGAAACCACGUCGACUACUGCAUCUCCCACCACUGCAUCCACUACAGUUGCUACAACUGUAGUUAGUGAAAGAGCAACGACGCCUCCAUGGACUAUGCCCGCUCUAAGGUCGUGGAAAAGCUCGACAUCUUCUACAACUAUUCCUCCUAUUCCAACUGAAGAUAACGAGGAGAUUCCCCUUAUAGGCACUCCCUCUGGUAGCAUUCGACGUCUCGAUCAGUACAUGUCGAAUAAACCAUGGGGGACAAAUAGUAAUAAUGUAAUACCACUAAAACCUACUGUAACACCUGAACCAACAGUGCGGAAUAUGUAUAGAUACUACUCUCGGUCAUUCGUUCCGUCAGUUAAAACACCAACUGAUCCUCCAAAAGUGUUUGAGGAAGUUGUGCUAAUUACUACGAAGGGUACUACGACGCGUGCCCCUGUGACGACCGAGAUCGCGACCACCAGUGACAGCUCAAGAAUGAGUGAAGAAUGGAAGGACACUCUGCUAUCGGUUGAUGAUGACGAGACUUUCAAGUCAUUGGAAGUGGAUGAGGUGUUCUCCCUUCCGCCGCUGAAGCCGAACACCGCGGCCGACGGUGACGAAGUGACGGUGUCCAAGGCGGGUGACGGUGCUUGGUACGGGGCACGGUGGCCUUUCGUGGACACGUCAUCAUACUUUCAAUGGACGGGCUACUCCCCCGGCGACAACCUGCUGCUGCCGCUUCUGGUCGCGGCGCUAUCAUCAAUCGCGCUAGUCUUGUUGCUGGCGCUCGCUGUGCGCAAACGGAAGCGCAGCCACACCGCCUCAGCGAUUGGGCUGACCUCGGACCUGCAGGCAGACGACAACACGAACCUGCUCACGGCUGAAAAUCCGGAGGACGCAGAGGAGUGAGCUCCGAGUCACCGCGCUUCAAGCUUCUUCGAUCCAUCCUAGAAUGCUUCUGUACAUAUCGUGGGUAAGCACACGGGUAUCGUGGGUGGGCUACCGCAAGUCGAAAUUUGAAAGUCGUCUUUUUGCCUCUAGCUUAUUAGAGCGAUAGGUAGCUAGAUGCAAAUAGAAGAACGAAGUAGUUCGCGGUUAUAACCCAGGGUAUCUGCACUCAACUUCUUUUGUGUACGUACACAAAGGGAGAAACAAAAUAUGUCAAAGAUGUGCUUACAGCUAAGUUGUAAGUGACAUAAUAUACUCUUACCGAGUGCAGUAUCUGUGACGUUAUCCAUACAGCAGACGCACAUGUUAGUGUUAACUACUGUAGGUAUAUCAUCUGUGGCACGGCGCAGCUUGCAAGCCGGGGACUGAAAAACCGCAAAAGUCCUGUAACAGUAACCCAAAAUAAAGGUAUCAAUUGAAUAGGUAUCCAACAGUAAUGGUACCCGAAUAAAACAUCAAAAGUCCGAUAACCUAAAAUAAAGGAAUGCAAGCAAUGUCUCGGAGUUGGAACUGUAAGGUAGAGAUUGUUAAGAAGUCCUAUAAUCACGGUUGGUAAUCGGACGCAGAAAGGCUGAAACAUUAUUACAACACCCGCCUCUUCUAUGUUAACACAACACAGACAUAGUUAAUGAAAUAGGGACGUAGGCUGUCCUCGAUUGUACACGAUGCAUUCGCGCACUUUGUAAUGAUUUAGCUGCCAUAGAUUUGUUGGAGGUGUAUCCUCUGACGUACAUAACGGUCAUAUUUAAAGUUUCAGUGCCUAUUGUUUGUAUAUAAAAUGUACCUACGUUCGGAGGUCUCCGUGCCGGCCAAGGACUUCAUAUUCAGAGAUACGAUAUAAUAUGUAAGUAUAUUUUGUAUUCACAUUAGAUAUUGGACUGUAAAUUAGGUAUGCGUCAAAUGCCAAAGUCGCUAACUUAUUUUUGUUACAAAAUAUAAUCUAUAAAUAUUUAUUGAAUGUCAUUUGCCAUCCUAUUAAGAAGUAUUAUUACUAGAUAUUAUAGUAGAAUACUGAUGAGCUUGCUAGUAACUUUAUUGUACGGGGCUUAUCACAAUUUGUAUGAUUCCUUUUAAGAUACCUUCAUUAGUAGCCUCUUUCGUACCCCUAUGAUAAUGUUUAUAGGACCUACCUUAGAAGUUAGAUAAUUCUCAAUAAUUAUUAAAUUGCUAGGUUUUCUAUUUAUUGUCAUUGAUUAACUUUUGAUUGAGAUAAAUUAUAAUGGAUGCUACCUACUAAAAUAAUUAACUAAUACAAUAAAGGAACAAAACUACACCCAAUCACUUUAUAUGAAAAGGUAGGUAUUUACUCUUGAUCGUAGUACAAUUAUUGAUACGUAAACUUAUACACCUAUCACCAGCACCUAAUUCAACAGUACCUAUUAAGUAUUCAACAAGUAUAUGGAAAAUGCAAUUCACACAGCAUGUACUAUGUAUAUCAUAUCUCUGAAGGUUCAAUUGUAUGACUCGUCAGUAUUAUAAUAACCCUGUGGUAUUACCUUGACGCUAAACAUGCAAUACUAUUUAAGUUAUUUAAUCGGUACACUAAAUAAAAAAUCCGAAUAUUUUUUUUCUGAAAGUAUCAUUGAGAAAACCAUGUUUUAUAGAAUAAUGUUAAACUCGCUUAUAUUUUCUGCUAUAUAUCCAUGACAAUAUUUCCCUUUAGCAAAGUGGUUUAUGGAAACAGAGAAGUAUACUUUUGGAGAAAAAACUUUUCGGAUUUUUUGAGUGUUCCCCUAUUUAUUUUAAUUGUAGUCGGAUGAUAGGAUAAGGCGAAAAUAUCAAUCUCGGUGUACCUAAUAAUAUUGUACCGUUUAAACGUCAUCUUAUUAUUCUAUUAUAUUCUUUUAACUUUAUUAUUCUUCAAUAAAAAUAUUUUUAAUAUAGACAUAAGACUGAUAUAGGAUUGCGUUUACAUUAUUUUGAUGUUAUUAGAUAGUAGCGAUUCGUUGAAAAUAUUUUUUAUAACGGCACUAUUUGUUUCAAUUGUUUUUUCAGCAAUGCGUUUUUCGUGUGCUAUAUAUUUAAUGUAAAUCUAUUUAUAUGUAUGUACUUCAGUGUUAGAAUAUGAGUGAAGAUCGAGGGGAGGCGAGUGGGAUUGUGUAGGACUAAAUAGUUAGAUAUUCAAAUGUGAUACCUGUGUAGUAUCAUCGGAGACAAUGUGAUUACCCUGAAGACAGAACAGUCCAUCGGUCAAGACAAAGACCCCAUUCAAAACAUUAACGCGUUAUAUUGCGACAACCCGAUAUCAUUAAAUUUGUCAUUAAGAGUGACAUAUUUAGUAACAAACUCCGUAAUGUCACCAGUUAACUUUAAACGUCUUGAAUGGGGCCAUCGUCUUAUCCUAAAGUAGCCUUAAGUUGUGUAACAUUCUGAAUUCAAUGGAUGGAUGGAUGGAAUGGAUCACUAUAUCAAUCAUGCUAGCAAACAUUAUAUCUUGCAAAUGAUCGCACACAAAUGUAUCAAUAGCAAUAGGUAGUUGUUAUGUUCAAUUAGCUUUUGUGACGACAUUGUGUUCUGUGAAGCUAUGCGCGUAACUUUUAUAUACGCCGUUGUUUUUACACCCACCAUGUACAUAAAGUAAUGAAAUAAACUGUGUUUUCCCACCUUAAAA